CUGUAAUCAUAUGAUUGGGAGUCGAGCCCCGCUGCAGAAUACCGACACACAGGGCCGACACAGGCGGAGGAACCGCGGCGGAGGAGACCGUCUGAUGGUAGACUUGUAGCCCGCUGAAGGAGUGCGUGGAGUCGGUUAAAGUGUCACCCGAAGUGUCAAAGAGAGCCACCCCCCCCCACACCAUUAAGGAACUUUUUUUCAAACUCUGGACAGAGCCGGGCAGAGGGGCACACCGUUUGGAAGAAGAGAGGGCUCACGUACGAGACGUUAACCGCAGGACAGUCGAUUUAAACCGGAGCUGAGAUUUGAGUUUUAUCCGCCAGCUAGAGAGGCGGUCAGCGGGUCGCGGCCGGUGGAAUCCACUGGGGUCCUCGCAUCGCUCGUCGGGGGUGUUUCUUCUUCUUCUUCUUCUUCCCCUUCUUCUUCUUCUUCUUCUUCUUUUUAUUUUUUAUUCCCCCGUAAGUUUCUCGACCCAGCUAGGUCACUUUUACUGUUGAAGCAAAAGCCAUGGUCGGGGAGACAGAGGUGAAGGAGAGACCCAAGUCCAACCCGGACUAUCUAAUGCAGCUGAUGAACGACAGGAAGGUGAUGAGCUCCCUGCCCAACUUCAGCGGCAUCUUCACGCAUCUGGAGCGGCUGCUGGAUGAAGAAAUUGGCAGGGUACGCAAGGACAUGUACAACGACACACUGAACGGCGGCAUGUUCAACGGGCGGGACAUGGAGGAACUUCCUGAGGCUAUCGGGCCCGUGGCGCAGCUGCAGGAAAAGCUCUACGUGCCUGUCAAAGAGUACCCUGAUUUCAACUUUGUGGGGAGGAUCCUGGGCCCACGUGGACUGACGGCCAAACAAUUGGAGGCAGAAACUGGCUGCAAGAUUAUGGUGCGAGGAAAGGGCUCCAUGAGAGACAAAAAGAAGGAGGAGAUGAACCGAGGGAAGCCCAACUGGGAGCACCUGAGCGAGGACCUGCACGUCCUGAUCACAGUGGAGGACACACACAACAGGGCCAAGAUCAAACUCCAGCGGGCCAUCAACGAGGUCAAGAAACUUCUCGUGCCCGCUGCUGAGGGGGAGGACAACCUGAAGAAAAUGCAGUUGAUGGAGCUGGCCAUUCUCAAUGGGACCUACAGAGACGCCAAUGUCAAGACACCCACCGCCGCCUUCCCGCUAGCGACCCCUCAGGCACCUCGGAUCAUCACAGGCCCGACGCCCGUCCUGCCUCCCACCCUGCGCAACCCCGCCCCCGUCACCACGCCGACCAUCAUGCCUCUGAUUCGUCAGAUCCAGAGCUCCACCCUCGUGCCGGGAGGCAAUCCGCACCCGGCGCUGGUGCAGCAAGGGCCCGAGUCUGGAAUCAUCUACACACCCUACGAGUAUCCCUACACACUCACACCCUCCAUAUUGGAAUACCCGAUUGACUCAACUGGAGUAUUAGUCUCUUCUCCCUGUGUUUUUGCAGGUGCCAUGACCACUAAGGUACGACGCCACGACAAGAGAAUCCAUCCUUACCAAAGGGUAGUGACCACAGACAGAGCUGCCACGGCAACUAACCCAUGACCCCUUGACCUUCUGACAUUUCCGCCCACUGAUGACCCACCCAUCUCUGCCUGCUGGCGUGCUCAUUGGCCCACGGCCCCGCCACUCCCCCAGCUCAGCCAACCUGAGACCGGCACAUUGGGAACACAACCGGCUGCCUCUGUCUAAUCAACAAACCGGAUGACAGCGAUCACGGGAAUAAACCUCAGGACCCCACCCGCCACCAAGUCCUAACCUAGACUUCACCAAACGUGCCUUCCUUACAAAACUCCAAAGCCAGUCUAUGAAUUUUUUUAAUAACCGACCGAGAGUUGAAAUCCCAAUCUGUUACAGAUAUUGCCGUGCAGAACCAGUAGACUUUACUGAGGACGGGCCCCAAACUGGUGAAGGACUCCUAAACUAAUCCGUAGCUGUGCCAAACUGUCUCUCUGAGCUGCCCCGCCCUCAGUCCACGCAAUGCAAUAAUAAUGACUCUGUUAAUAACAUGGUAACUAUACUGAUAAUGAUGAUAAUUGUACUUAUUGAGCACAGAAACCCUCCAUAAACACUAGACUGAGAGAGAUGCGGUGAUAUUUUGAAGUAUUUUCCUCAGCGGGCACCUCUCACUUCACGUGGGAAACUUCCCAGACACUUUUUAAAGGGACGCCUUCUACUUUUGGCCCAGCAUACAAUCAUCUCAUCAUAACAAAUUAUAAUUGUUAUUAAAAUGUUCAUAUAUUAACACGCUUUCCCUCGAAAUGUAACACCAACGUGCGGUUCCAAUGAUACGUUUAAAAAUGUAACAUGCUUUUUGUAUUUCUUUUUUAAGAGUUCACUAUUUUGUGCUAUAUUUACCAUAUUUGAAUGAGGAAUACUAAAAAAACAAAACAAAAAAGACACUAAGCAAAAUUCCGACGCAGGACCUCUUCACAGUAAAGCGGCAGGUGCUCAGUGAGGAAAAAUAACAAA
This is a messenger RNA of Xiphias gladius (swordfish), 2481 nucleotides long. It is a transcript of the gene qki2, whose product is annotated as QKI, KH domain containing, RNA binding 2. Gene Ontology annotation, biological process: regulation of mRNA splicing, via spliceosome. The record is from RefSeq and is a predicted model, not a curated record. Gene Ontology annotation, cellular component: nucleus. NCBI's taxonomy places the organism in Eukaryota, Metazoa, Chordata, Actinopteri, Istiophoriformes, Xiphiidae. Bases 508 to 1554 code for a protein of 348 amino acids. Gene Ontology annotation, molecular function: mRNA binding. The transcript is spliced from 9 exons.